Molecule: messenger RNA, 2292 nt
Organism: Charadrius vociferus (killdeer)
Lineage: Eukaryota; Metazoa; Chordata; Aves; Charadriiformes; Charadriidae
Gene: RGL1
Product: ral guanine nucleotide dissociation stimulator-like 1
Exons: 18
Coding region: 1-2292 (763 amino acids)
Biological process (GO): positive regulation of GTPase activity; Ras protein signal transduction
Cellular component (GO): plasma membrane
Molecular function (GO): guanyl-nucleotide exchange factor activity
Source: RefSeq, a predicted model, not a curated record
AUGAAAUUGCUGUGGAAAGCUAAAAUGACCACAAUUCAGGACGGGGGUGAAGAGGUGGAAGAUGGAGCUGUUUACAAUGUCACCCUGAAAAGAGUGCAGAUUCAGCAGGCUGCCAACAAAGGAGCAAGAUGGCUAGGGGCUGAGGGGGACCAGUUACCUCCAGAACAUACUGUCAGCCAGUAUGAAACAUGCAAGAUUAGGACAAUAAAAGCUGGAAGUUUGGAGAAACUUGUGGAGAACCUUCUGACAGCUUUUGGGGAUAAUGAUUUUACCUACAUCAGUGUCUUCCUCUCGACAUACAGGGCCUUUACUUCUACUAAGGAAGUGCUGGAACUUCUCCUUGACAGAUAUGGAAACCUGGAGGAGACCUCAAGCUGUGAAGAAGAUGAAAGCCAGAAUUCCUCUGAAUCCAAAACAGUACUCAGGACUGCAAUAGCAUCAAUCUUACGAGCCUGGCUUGAUCAGUGCUCUGAGGAUUUCAGAGAGCCACCCGACUACCCAUGUUUGCUGAAGUUGCUGGAUUACCUGAAGAAGAAUAUACCUGGUUCUGACCCGGAGAAGAGGGCACAAAACCUCUUGGAGCAGUUCCAGAACCAAGAAGUGGAAAAUGACAAUGGGUCCCUUAGCACUUCCACCUCUAACCUAUGUGAUGAAGAGGAAACGGAGACCAGUCCAGAAGAAUUCUCUCUUUUCCAAGAAGACCUUGUGGCAGAACAGUUGACAUACAUGGAUGCAAAACUCUUCAAGAAAGUUGUGCCUUACCACUGUUUGGGAAGCAUCUGGUCUCGAAGAGAUAAGAAAGAAAAUGAGCACCUGGUACCUACCAUCAGAGCCACCAUCUCUCAGUUUAAUGCAGUUACCAAAUGUGUUGUCAGCACUAUCCUGACAAGCAAAGAACUCAAAACACAGCAAAGAGCCAAGAUCAUUGAGAAGUGGAUUCAUGUUGCACAUGAAUGUAGGAUCCUGAAGAAUUUUUCCUCCUUGAGGGCCAUCAUUUCAGCACUGCAGUCCAACUCCAUCUAUCGGCUAAAGAAGACCUGGGGAUGUGUUCCAAAGGACAUAAUGCUGAUGUUCGAAGAGCUGUCUGAUAUCUUUUCAGACCAUGACAAUUAUUUGACAAGCAGGGAGCUGCUAAUGAAGGAAGGAACAUCCAAAUUUGCGAAUCUGGACAGCAGUGUGAAAGAAAAUCAGAAAAGGACACAGAGACGACUGCAACUUCAAAAAGAUAUGGGAGUAAUGCAAGGCACGGUACCUUAUCUUGGUACCUUCCUCACUGAUCUCAUCAUGCUGGACACAGCUCUUCAGGACUAUAUUGAGGGUGGCCUGAUAAAUUUUGAGAAGAGGCGAAAGGAAUUUGAAGUAAUUGCCCAAAUUAAGCUCCUGCAAUCUGCAUGUAACAGCUACUGCAUGACACCAGACCAAAAAUUCAUCCAGUGGUUCACGAGACAGCAGCAUUUAACCGAGGAGGAGAGUUUCACCCUGUCACGUGAGGUUGAAGCAGCUGCUGACACUAGCGCCACAUCGCCAAAGGCUCGGAAAAGCAUGGUGAAGAGGUUCAGCCUACUGUUUCUAGGCUCUGACGUGAUAGCCCACAGCACACCCAUCAAAGAGCAACCCAAAUCUACUCCAGGUGGGAGCUCUAGUGAAAGCACGGACUCGGCCAGUGUUUCGUCAUGUGAGUUAAAUCACUCUGAACCUGAAGACGUCUGCACCACUCCCGUAGACACUCCUGAUGAGUCUCAGAAAAAGCUCUCUGAAUCCUCCUCCUCUUCCUGUUCCUCCACCCAUUCCAUGGACACAUCUUCCUCGGGGGUGUCAUCUUCAGUCUCACCCCCAACUUUGCCGUCCUCCAACGACAAGUGCUCUGUCUCCGAGACACCCGUUACCUCAAAAGAACUGCCUCUUGUUUACAACCAGCAGAACAAAGAUAUGUGCAUCAUCCGGAUCAGCAUAGAAGACAACAAUGGCAAUAUGUACAAGAGCAUCCUGCUAACUAGCCAGGACAAAACUCCUGCUGUCAUCCAGAGAGCUAUGAUGAAGCACAACCUGGAAUCUGACUCAGCUGAGGAUUAUGAGCUUGUACAGGUCAUCUCUGCAGACAAAGAGCUGGUGAUGCCAGGGAACGCCAACGUGUUCUACGCCAUGAACAGCCAUGUGAACUUCGAUUUCAUCCUGCGGAAAAAAGCUUCAGCCAACGGGCAGGUGAAAAUGAGGAGCCGUUGCAGUCUGACACUCCCCAGGGCUGCCAAGCGGGGGUGCUGGAGCAACAGGCCCAACAAAAUUACACUGUGA